UUUUAUUGUCUAAGCACCAGUAACCAAGUUUUCUGAUAUUGAAGCUAUCUGGAUCCAACAUGUAGCAGAUAACUACUAUGCCGCCAUACUUCUAGACCACAUUUUGUCUUUUAAACCUCCUUGUAUAUCAACAGUGAACAAAUUAUCUUUAUUCCUCUUUUGGAUUUUAUUAACUAAAAUUCAAGUUGGAUUUCAAGUGGUAUUAAUUAAACUGAGGAACAAUGAGUAGUAGUCUUGGAAAAGAAAAAGAUUGUAAAGAGAAGGAUCCCAAAGUGUCUUCAGCAAAAGAAAGGGAGAAAGAGGCCAAGGCCUCUGGUGGAUUUGGGAAAGAAAGUAAAGACAGAGAAUCUAAGACCAAAGGGAAGGAAACCAAAGAUGGGAAGAAGGACUCCAGUAGUGCACAGCCAGGCGUGGCUUUUUCAGUAGACAACACAAUAAAACGGCCCAAUCCAGCUCCAGGGGCCCGUAAAAAGUCCAGUAAUGCUGAGGUGAUCAAAGAGCUAAACAAAUGCCGGGAAGAAAAUUCAGUACGUUUGGACUUGGCUAAGAGGUCUAUACAUCUGCUCCCAUCAUCUAUCAAAGAGUUAACCCAGUUGACGGAACUUUAUUUAUAUGGAAAUAAGUUACAGUCACUACCUGCUGAGGUAGGCUGUCUUGUGAAUCUGGAAACUUUGGCCUUAAGUGAGAACUCACUCACCAGCCUUCCGGACUCUCUUGGUAACUUGAAACAGCUUCGCAUGGUUGAUCUACGGCAUAAUAAAUUGAGAGAGAUUCCUCCUGUGGUGUAUAGGCUAACUUCCCUUACUACACUUUAUCUGCGCUUUAAUCGUAUCACUGCAGUGGAAAAGGAUAUCAAGAACUUGUCCAAUCUCACCAUGCUAAGCAUACGGGAGAACAAAAUCAAACAACUCCCUGCAGAAAUUGGUGAGUUGUGUAACCUCAUAACGCUGGAUGUAGCCCACAAUCAGCUUGAACAUCUUCCAAAGGAGAUUGGCAAUUGCACACAGAUCACCAAGCUUGAUCUACAGCACAAUGAACUUUUGGACCUUCCAGACACUAUAGGAAAUCUAUCUACUUUGAAAAGCCUUGGUCUGAGAUAUAACCGUCUCUCAGCAAUACCCAGGACUCUAGCACAGUGCAGUAAACUUGAUGAGUUAAAUUUGGAAAAUAACAUUAUUUCUACUUUGCCAGAGGGUCUCUUAUCCAGUCUUGUGAAUCUGACUAGUCUAACUCUGGCACGGAACUGUUUUCAAUCUUAUCCUGUGGGUGGUCCUUCACAGUUCUCUACUAUCUACGCUCUAAAUAUGGAACAUAACCGCAUUAACAAAAUUCCUUUUGGAAUUUUUUCUAGAGCAAAAGUAUUAAGUAAGCUGAACAUGAAGGACAAUCAGCUGACAUCACUUCCCCUGGAUUUUGGGACAUGGACUAGUAUGGUGGAACUCAAUUUAGCGACAAAUCAACUCAACAAAAUUCCUGAGGAUGUAUCUGGACUUGUUUCUCUUGAGGUUCUUAUUUUGUCAAAUAACCUCCUAAGAAACCUCCCACAUGGCAUUGGAAAUUUGAGGAAACUGAGAGAAUUGGAUCUAGAGGAAAAUAAGCUGGAAUCUUUGCCAAAUGAAAUAGCAUACCUUAGGGAUCUGCAGCGACUGAUCCUAACGAAUAAUCAGUUGAGCACUCUUCCUAGAGGAAUUGGUCACCUUAUCAAUCUGACACAUCUGGGGCUAGGAGAAAACUUUCUUACACAGCUUCCUGAGGAAAUUGGUACACUGGAGAAUCUGGAAGAACUGUAUCUAAAUGACAACCCACAUCUAAACAGCCUUCCUUUUGAACUGGCUCUUUGCAGCAAACUAUCCAUAAUGAGCAUUGAGAACUGUCCACUCAGUACCCUUCCAGCUCAGAUAGUUGCAGGUGGACCUUCCUUUAUCAUCCAGUUUCUCAAAAUGCAAGGACCAUAUCGAGCCAUGGUCUGACUGAUAUCUUCCCCGAUGAUGUACAAAAUAUAAAUGGCUUUUGUGGUGUCAUUAUGUAUAUAGUAUCUAGGCUACAUGGUGCCCAGUGUGGAUAAAAGAUGGAUUGUCCCGUACACUCUACUAAAUGCAAACUGCACUGUUAGUAUUGUGUAUGUGU
This is a messenger RNA of Protobothrops mucrosquamatus (brown spotted pit viper), 2127 nucleotides long. It is a transcript of the gene SHOC2, whose product is annotated as SHOC2 leucine rich repeat scaffold protein. Gene Ontology annotation, molecular function: protein binding. NCBI's taxonomy places the organism in Eukaryota, Metazoa, Chordata, Lepidosauria, Squamata, Viperidae. The coding region runs from base 222 to 1970 and encodes 582 amino acids. The transcript is spliced from 8 exons. The record is from RefSeq and is a predicted model, not a curated record.